Messenger RNA from Octodon degus (degu), 1255 nucleotides. RefSeq names its product brain specific homeobox (gene Bsx). The record is from RefSeq and is a predicted model, not a curated record. Gene Ontology annotation, molecular function: DNA-binding transcription factor activity, RNA polymerase II-specific; DNA binding. Gene Ontology annotation, biological process: regulation of DNA-templated transcription. NCBI's taxonomy places the organism in Eukaryota, Metazoa, Chordata, Mammalia, Rodentia, Octodontidae. The transcript is spliced from 6 exons. Bases 546 to 1244 code for a protein of 232 amino acids.
AUAGAGAACUUCAGGAGAGAAAUACAAGUCCUUAGCCCUCUAGACUGACCCUGGUGAAAUGAGCACAUCAGAUUCAAAAACAGAAAUAGAGGCUAGAGCGAUGAACUACACAUCUGCUGCCCAUCAGCUGCAAGGGGAAUGUUCUGUAGUGCUCGUGAAAUAGGACUAGUGCAAGGAAAGAUGUGCAAAUCUCCUCUUGAUCUUUUGGCUAACAUCAAGGGUAAGAUGAUGGCUGAGGACUCUCCUUUGACAACUGCCGCAGGAGUGCCCUGUUCUCCUGCAAGCCCUGGGACUGCUGUGGUCUGGGCCCCUGCAGUGGCUGUGCUCUUGUUCCUCAGAGCUUUGUCUCCCUGCAUCGCUGGAAGGCAAAGGAAAUGGAAACGCCUGCGCUCUCCAGCGUCCAGGAUAGCCUAGGCCGAGGCGAGAGCAGUAACGGUCUUAGCCUCCAAGAGUGGUCGGCGGCUCUCGGCUAGGCUUGCUGUAGACGCCGUCUGCUUCUUACCUGCGUUCCCAGCGCGCGUCCUGUGGCAGGCGCUCCGCUCAGGAUGAAUCUCAACUUCACCUCCCCUCUACAUCCGGCGUCUUCUCAGAGGCCCACAUCUUUCUUCAUCGAGGACAUCCUGCUGCACAAGCCCAAGCCGCUAAGGGAGGUGGCCCCCGACCAUUUUGCCAGCUCUCUGGCCUCUCGGGUGCCUCUACUAGACUAUGGCUACCCACUCAUGCCCACGCCCACCCUCCUGGCUCCUCACGCCCAUCACCCUCUGCAUAAGGGAGACCACCACCAUCCGUAUUUUCUCACCACCUCGGGAGUGCCGGUCCCCGCGCUGUUCCCGCACCCCCAGCACGCGGAACUGCCGGGGAAGCACUGCCGCCGCCGCAAAGCUCGCACUGUGUUUUCGGACUCGCAGCUCUCGGGCUUGGAGAAGAGGUUUGAGAUCCAGCGCUAUCUGUCCACGCCCGAGCGGGUGGAGCUUGCCACCGCCCUCAGCCUGUCCGAGACGCAGGUGAAGACGUGGUUUCAGAACCGGAGGAUGAAGCACAAAAAGCAGCUGAGAAAAAGUCAGGAUGAGCCCAAAGCGCCGGAAGGGCCUGAGAGCCCCGAGGGCAGCCCCCGCGGGUCCGAGGCCAGCGUGGCCGAGGCUCGGCUGAGCCUGCCUGCUGGCUCCUUCGUGCUGACCGAGCCCGAGGACGAGGUGGACAUCGGGGAAGAGGGCGAGCUCAGCUCGGGGCCGCCUGGGCUCUGAGGCUCCAGUUG